GGACAAUUCACCAUGGAUGCUGAUAAUACAGCAGUGAGAGCAGCAUGUAUUGAUAUGCUAAAGGGUGGUCAUCGCUAGAUGAGGUAUAACCUAAAAAAGAAAUACUUCAAUGAGGUUCCUGCAAAUCUAGUGAGGACUACAUCGCCUGUUUCGUGCAUGACUGAUGACCAAUGGAAACUUCUAGUAGAAAUGUGGUCUACCUCAAAGCACAAGGACACAUGUAUGAAGAACAAAAUUAGUCGUGAACAAGUAAAGUUUCCACAAGGCACAGGCUCUCAAUCCUACAUUGCAAAGGCAUACUCAUUGGUUGAUAUGGAAUCAAUGGCAGCAACACCAGUUGAAGAUGGAAACCAUUCAAAGUCUUCAACAGAAGUAGUCUCCCAAGUGCUGCCUAAAUCAAGUUUAUUCCUUCAGAAUGUAGGCUUGGCAACCUCUAACAGAAGCUCUUCAGGAAAUGUUUCAGCAAAGGUGUAG
This is a messenger RNA of Zea mays, 474 nucleotides long. RefSeq lists its product as uncharacterized. Lineage: Eukaryota; Viridiplantae; Streptophyta; Magnoliopsida; Poales; Poaceae. Bases 79 to 474 code for a protein of 131 amino acids. The transcript is spliced from 3 exons. The record is from RefSeq and is a predicted model, not a curated record.